Paramecium primaurelia is the source of this 2161-nucleotide messenger RNA. The record is from the annotation of a GenBank genome assembly. NCBI's taxonomy places the organism in Eukaryota, Ciliophora, Oligohymenophorea, Peniculida, Parameciidae.
AUGAAUACGUUGUCAACCAUUUGUUAGAAACAUAUCAAACACAUAGAAGGUAGCUUAUGAAUAUAAUAGUUAGCAUUCUGUUCAGAUGAUUGUUCUUUGUUAUGUAUUAAUUGCAUUCUGUAUGAUGGUCAUAAAGGACAUUAAUUUUAAUCUCUUGAAGAUGUAUUCUUAUUCUCUAUUUAGAGUUUACGAAUGGAAUUAAAUAGAUUCUACUCAAUCUCUGAAAAUGUUCAAUUAAAUCAUUAGAAAGCCAUUAAACAAUUUUAAUAGUUAGCAUAGAUGAAUGACUAACUUGACAUUGAGUAUUAGAGAGUUAACAUAGAAAUCUCCAAAUUUUUUAAUUCAAUUCGCUAAUCUAUUCAAGAACGAGAAUCCAAACUGCAAGAACAAGUAAACCACUUAACCAUCUAUCUCUUAGUUAAAUCAGUCACUUAUCAACUAGAAAUAACAAAUAUCUCAAAACUAAUAAAAGCUACAAAUACAACUAUAAGAUAUUAAUGAUUAUUUGCAAGAAUUAUAAGAAUUAGAUGAAAAAUCUUAAGAUCCUAUUAAAUUUCUAUAAACAACAUAAAAUAGAACUAAACUCAUUAAUAAAUUACCUAAAUCAAUAGUUACAAUAGAUUAAACCAUCAAAUUUCCAGAAUUAAAUAAAGAACAAGAAAAUUAAAACAUUAUUAAAAUUUUAUCUAAAAAGGUUAUUUCAUAGUAAGUUUUACCUCCUCCACCUACUUAAUAGACUGCAUCCACUUAAUAAAAAAUUGUUUAAUCUAUUAAAAAAUAAAGUAACAAUUAGUAGUAAUAGUCUUAUAAUGCUUAAUAUCAAUAAUAAUAGAAUUAAAUACUUUAGUAAUAAUAAUCUCAAUAAUAAUAAUAAAAAAAAAUGAAUCAAUCAAAAAAGGUUCCAUUAUGUGAAACUAAUGGACCUUGUGCUGUUCAAAUUAAUCUUAAAAAGAAAGUAGAAGAAAAAUAAAUUAAUUAAGUAAGAUUAACAAACUUUUAAGAAGCUAGAAAUUAAAUGAAAGAAAGAAAUUAUGAAAAAAGUGUAGAAAGAAGAAAAGAUAGAGAUCAUAGUACUCCUAGAAGAUUAUUUAAAAAUUAAUCAAAAGUUAGUUAAGAUCCAUAAUCACCUUUUUUACAUUAGGAUGAUUCAAAAUAAGAAUUUAAUAUAUUUCUAAAUUCAAUUCAUGAUUUUGAACCUGAAUUGACUAAUGUAAGUCAUAUGUCAAUGGAUUAUCAAUAUAUUACAAUUGGUGGUUUUGUUGAUAGUUUAAAAUAAAUAGUUGAAAAAUAUGAUAUUAAAACUGAUUAUGCUAGUGAAAAAGAUUAAUUAAAAAAUAAUAGAUGUAAAUUUGGAAUAGCACAUUUAAUAAAUGGAAAUAUAUUAUUAAUGGGUGGUAAAGUUGAUGGUGUUCGUAUUGAUACUUGUGAAGAAUAUAAUUAUAAAGAUAAAAAAAUUGUACCAUCAAAAAUUAAGUUACCAUCAUCCAGAAGUGGAUUCGGAACAUUAAAUGUUAAUCAAUUUAUUUAUAUCAUUGGUGGAAAUGAUGGUCAAGGUAAGUAGGAUUAUCUAAUUUUUUAGAAAAUUUAAAAGAUUUCGACUGUUUUAAUUAGAUUGACAAUAAUUGGAUUAAAUUUCCAUCCAUGAUUGAAGCUAGAGAUGAAUUGGCUAUCUGUAUGUAUGAUAAUGCUAUUUUUGCUAUAGGAGGGUUUGGAGGAACAUGUAAAUUAUUAAUAUAAUAUCAAUUAGUUAAUACUUGUCUCAAAACUGUUGAAGUGUUUACUUCUGGAAAAUGGGGUCAUUGUGCUCCAUUAAAUAUACCAAGAAGAGCUUUAGCAGGUGUUUCCUUGCCUGAUGGUAUUUAUGCAAUUGGAGGAUUUGAUGGAACUUAAUAUUUGAAUAGUGUAGAAAAGUAUGAGGAUGGUCGAUGGACCUUAAUAGAGUCUAUGAUUCAUCCAAGAUGCACAUUAUCAGCAUUACCAACUCCAGAUAAUUAAUAUAUUUAUGUAUUUGGAGGUUUUGAUAAUGGUCCAUUGGAUUCGGUUGAAAAGUAUCAUUAUCUAUUUAUAUUCAAGAUAUUCAGUAUUGAGCGGUAAUUGGGAAGAAAUAAAUUCUAUGUUGGCUAAACGAUUUAUGCAUUAAACUUUUAUUACACUAGCAUGA